Molecule: messenger RNA, 606 nt
Organism: Symbiodinium sp. CCMP2456
Lineage: Eukaryota; Dinophyceae; Suessiales; Symbiodiniaceae
Source: the annotation of a GenBank genome assembly
AUGGCUGCUGGAACACCCGUUACAUUGAACAUAUAUGAUGUGAGUGGACAUCCGAUACUCAAGAACGCCAACAAGCUAUUUCGGGCAGUUGGUGCUGGCGCUUACCACGCGGCUGUGGAGAUCAAUGGUGAAGAGUGGUCCUAUGGAGGCUGCGACGAAGGCACUGGGGUUUUUACGUGCAGCCCACGGCAAUGCGAGGCUCACAGCUUCCGUGAGUCGAUACCUAUGGGCCACACGGCCUUGACCAAGGACGAGAUAGAUGCGGCUCUAGAAUCCUUAAGUGCAUCCUGGCGGGGCCCUGACUACGAUAUCCUGAGACAUAACUGCUGCCACUACAGCAACGACAUGCUCCGGGCGCUGGGGCUACCGUCUGCUCCUGCUUGGGUCACCCGUUCUGCCGACCAUGCCGCCAAGGUGGUGACGCCCGUAGAAGAAACGAUUGCAGAAGGCAAGAUGUCUCGUGGUGCCGAAGAUGAUGGCUACAAGUUUGGUGACAUCAGCCGAGGCAUCGUCGCCAGCGGGAAGGCCAGCAGAGGCGCCGCGGCGGAGGAGGGUUACAAGUUCGGCGACUUCACUCGCGGCUUCAUCUCCAAGCUGAGCGGAUGA